Colletotrichum aenigma is the source of this 657-nucleotide messenger RNA. RefSeq lists its product as uncharacterized. The transcript has a single exon. The record is from RefSeq and is a predicted model, not a curated record. Bases 1 to 657 code for a protein of 218 amino acids. NCBI's taxonomy places the organism in Eukaryota, Fungi, Ascomycota, Sordariomycetes, Glomerellales, Glomerellaceae.
AUGGAACUUCGUCCAAACCAUCAAUUCAAUCCUUUCGCGUCCGAUGAGGAGCUUGCGCAAUAUGACCUCCCCGACCUCCCAGCAGACUUCGACAAGAUGGACUUCAAAGACCCUGCCACUAUGUCCAGACUCCUAGGGAUGCCCGUUCCUCAUAAAAUACCAGCCGAGGUCCGCAAGGAUGCAAAGUCACUCUCCUCCUCACUGCUGGCAAGCUACGACCGCCUGAGGGCCAUCAUCGCACGCCACGAGCCCGCCAUCCACCACCGCUGGUUGCGGAAGAAGAGGCACCAGCGGCUUGAUACCCUCACGAGGGCUUGGGGUCCCGGUAUGGCUGCUGUGCACCGUCCCGACUUUGACGCGUGGCGCAAGCAGGAGUCAUCUUUGGCGGCUUUCCGCCAGGGAAGCACCCAGGAUAGAGACUGCUUCAUGUGGCCGUACAUCAACCAGGAGGACCUGCUGAAGCCGAAGACGCUGCUGCUGCUGCUCAACGCGCGGGGCCGCCACCAUCCCUCCCACUUCGCCGGCGCCGGCGCCGACUUCGACGCGAUGCAUCUCGGCUGCGUCACCCAGAGGAUUGUCGCGGUGUUUCUCAAUUGUUACGUCAUGAUUCUUCACGGGGCCCGCGACGCCCGUGAGUAUGGCAAGUUGGUGGCGUGA